Myxocyprinus asiaticus (Chinese sucker) is the source of this 4737-nucleotide messenger RNA. Its product is annotated as extracellular calcium-sensing receptor-like. The transcript has 11 exons. Gene Ontology annotation, molecular function: G protein-coupled receptor activity. Bases 16 to 4737 code for a protein of 1573 amino acids. Gene Ontology annotation, cellular component: membrane. NCBI's taxonomy places the organism in Eukaryota, Metazoa, Chordata, Actinopteri, Cypriniformes, Catostomidae. Gene Ontology annotation, biological process: G protein-coupled receptor signaling pathway. The record is from RefSeq and is a predicted model, not a curated record.
CAACAGGCACAGACCAUGGUUUUUGCCAUAAAUGAGAUCAAUAAUAAUCACAACCUGCUGCCUAACAUCACACUUGGUUACCAAAUCUAUGACAACUGUUUAAGGCUUGGAGUGGCAUUCAGGGCUGCAAUAGAUCUUAUUAGUGGGUCAGAAGAGUCCUUCUCUGACCUCAACUGCACUGGCCCACCCCCAGUGAUUGGAAUCAUAGGAGAUCCAGGUUCCACACAGUCUAUUGCAAUUUCCAGUGUCCUGGGGCUGUUUCGAGUGCCUAUUGUUAGUUACUAUGCCACCUGCUCCUGUUUGAGUGACAGGAAUAAGUAUCCUUCCUUCUUCAGAACUAUUCCCAGUGAUGCCUUCCAGGUGCGGGCUAUGGUCCAGAUCUUGAAGCAUUUUGGAUGGACCUGGGUUGGCCUGCUCUACAGUGAUGAUGACUAUGGCAUCUAUGCCGCUCAGUCCUUCCACCAAGAGAUGCAGCUGUUUGGGGGGUGUGUUGCCUUCUCUGAGAUACUGCCUUAUGAUAACAAUCACAGAGAUAUUCAACGGAUAGUAGAGGUUAUUCAGACCUCUACAGCCAGGGUAGUUGUGGCAUUCUCAACCGAUCUGUUAUCACUGAUGGAUGAGUUGUUGUUGCAAAAUGUGACUGGCAAGCAGUGGAUUGCAAGUGAGGCUUGGACCACCACACCUGUUCUGCACACACCACAUUAUCUGCCCCUACUGGGGGGCACACUGGGCAUUGCCAUCCGUCGUGGAGAGAUUCAGGGACUUUGUGACUUUCUGCUACACCUCCGUCCCGACAACAAUCCAAAAAACAGGAGAAAGGUGUGUACAGGGCAAGAGGAUCUGAGCAGCACAGACACAGCUUACACUGAUGUAUCAGAGCUGAGGGCCUCCUAUAAUGUGUAUAAGGCAGUAUAUGCCAUGGCACAUGCCCUCCAUGAUCUGAUGCAGUGUGAGGAGGGGAGAGGGCCAUUCAGUGGGAACAGCUGUGCUGACAUAAACAACCUGCAGCCCUGGCAGGUAGUCCAUUACCUACAAAAAGUGAACUUCACCACAGGCUUUGGGGAUCAUGUGUCAUUUGAUAAGAAUGGCGAUGCCCUAGCCAUCUAUGAUGUGAUGAACUGGCAGCCAAACUCUGACAAGUCGAUCAUUGUUCGUACAGUUGGUGUGGUGGGUGAAGGAGCAGCAACAGGGAAGGUGCUCACACUGGAUGAGGAUGCAUUAACAGAAUGUGUGGUGUGUCCAAAUGAGUUUUGGUCCAGUCCAGAAAAUGAUCGUUGUGUUCCCAAAGAAGUGGAGUUUCUAUCCUACAAGGAUCCAUUAGGCAUCUCCCUGACCACUGCCUCCCUUUUAGGCACUAGUUUCUGUGCUGUUGUGAUGGUUAUCUUUGCACAUCACCGCAACACUCCAGUGGUGCGUGCCAACAAUUCAGAGCUCAGUUUCCUGCUGCUGUGGUCACUUAAACUCUGUUUCCUGUGUGUGCUGCUGUACAUUGGCCGACCGCAGUUGUGGACAUGUCAGUUAAGACAUGCUGUGUUUGGCAUUAGCUUUGUCCUGUGCAUCUCCAGCAUCCUGGUCAAGACCAUGGUGGUAAUAGCUGUGUUCAAGUCAUCUCGACCUGAGGGUAAAGCUACCUUAAAGUGGUUUGGGGCAGCCCAGCAAAGAGGCACAGUUGUGGCUCUAACUACUACACAGGUAGCAAUAUGUACAGUCUGGCUGUCAACUGCAUCCCCCACACCCUAUAAAAACAGCCAGUAUAUCAGCUCCAAAAUAGUGUAUGAAUGUGCUAUCGGCUCAGAGGCUGGAUUUUGUAUGCUGUUGGGCUACAUUGGUCUGCUAGCAGCAGUAAGCUUCCUGUUAGCAUUCAUGGCAAGGAAACUUCCAGAUAAUUUUAAUGAAGCGAAGUUCAUUACCUUUAGUAUGUUGAUCUUCUGUGCUGUGUGGAUUACAUUCAUCCCAGCAUAUGUCAGCUCACCAGGGAAAUAUUCAGUGGCUGUGGAGAUUUUUGCCAUUCUAGCUUCCAGUUUUGGAGUACUGUUGGCCAUAUUUGCACCAAAGUGCUACAUAAUUAUAUUACACCCAGAAAGAAACACUAAAAAGGCCAUUAUGGGUCGAAGGGUGAGUGGGUCAUACAGCGUUAAAGCAAGAGAGAUGUGGAUCACUCUAAACAUCUGCCUGUAUCUGUCCUUUACCUGUAUCUCUGCUUCUUUCAUCCCCAGCUCAAACUCCUGUCAGCUCCAGGGACACUUCAAGUUGAACGGGAUGUACCAGGAUGGAGACUUCAUCAUUGGGGGCUUGUUUGAGGUUCAGCAUCUCAAAGUGUUCCCAGAACUGAGCUUCAAAGCAGAGCCGGAACAGCCCCAGUGUGAGGAAUUCUAUAUGUCGAGCUUCCAGCAAGGACAGACUGUAAUUUUUGCUAUAGAGGAGAUCAAUAAGGAUCCCAACCUGCUGCCUAACAUCACCCUCGGUUAUCAUCUGUAUGACAACUGUUUAAAGCUUGUAGUGGCAUUCAGGGCUGCCAUAGAUCUUAUUAGUGGGAGAGAGCAGACCCUCUCUAACCUCAACUGCACAGGUCCACCACCGGUGAUUGCUAUUGUGGGAGAUCCAGGGUCCACUCACUCCAUUGCAGUUUCUAGUGUGCUGGGUCUGUUUCGAGUUCCUUUGAUCAGCUACUAUGCCACCUGCUCCUGUUUGAGUGACAGAAAAAAGUACCCCUCUUUCUUCAGAACUAUCCCCAGUGAUGCCUUCCAGGUGAAGGCUAUGGUUCAGAUCUUGAAAUAUUUUGGAUGGACUUGGGUUGGUGUUAUCUAUAGUGAUGACGACUAUGGAAUCUAUGCCGCUCAGGCCUUCCACAAGGAAAUGCAGCUCUUUGGAGGUUGUGUUGCUUUCUCUGAAAUAAUGCCAUAUGAUAAUCACAGGGAUAUUCAGCGCAUAGUUACAGUGAUAAAGGCUUCUACCGCAAAGGUGAUUGUGGCAUUCUCAACUGAUCUGUUAGCUCUGAUGGAUGAAUUGUUAUUGCAAAAUGUGACUGGCAGGCAAUGGAUUGCAAGCGAGGCUUGGACCACCUCACCUGUACUUCAUGGUUCACGUUACCUGCCCCUUGUUGGGGGCACACUGGGUAUCGCCAUCCGCCGUGGAGAGAUCAAGGGACUUAAUGACUUUCUGCUACACAUCCGUCCUGACCAUGAUCCAAGAAAUAAUAUGGUGAGAAUCUUCUGGGAGAACAUGUUCGGGUGCAGGUUUCAGACUGGAGGCAGAGAGAUAGAGGGAGAAAAAAUGUGUACAGGGGAAGAGGAUCUGAGCAGCACAGUUAAUGAAUAUACUGAUGUAUCAGAGCUGAGGGCCUCAUAUAAUGUGUAUAAGGCAGUAUAUGCUCUGGCACAUGCCCUCCAUGAUCUGAUGCAGUGUGAGGAGGGGAGAGGGCCAUUCAGUGGGAACAGCUGUGCUGACAUAAACAACCUGCAGCCCUGGCAGAUGGUUCAAUACCUACAGAAAGUGAACUUCACCACAGACUUUGGGGAUCAUGUGUCAUUUGAUAAAAAUGGAGAUGCACUGGCCAUCUAUGAUGUGAUGAACUGGCAGCCGAGCUCAGACGGGUCAGUUAUUGUCCGCACAGUCGGUGUGGUAGAUGAAGGGGCGGCAACAGGGAAGGUGCUCACACUGGAUGAGGAUUUAUUAUACUGGAACUUUGAGACAAAAAACCCCCCACGGUCUGUGUGUAGUGAAAGCUGCCCUCCAGGCACCAGACGAGCCACAAGGAAGGGCCUUCCUGUCUGCUGUUUUGACUGCCUUCCAUGUGCAGAUGGAGAGAUUUCUAAUAUAACAGAUUCUACUGAAUGCAAACUCUGUCCAGAUGACUCCUGGUCCAAUCCAGAAAAGACUCAUUGUAAUCCCAAAGAAGUGGAGUUUCUAUCCUAUGAGGAUCCACUUGGCAUCUCCCUCUCCACUGCCUCCCUUCUUGGCACCUGCUUCUGUGUCAUUGUGAUGGUCAUCUUUGCCCAUCACCGCAACACUCCCGUAGUACGUGCAAACAAUUCAGAGCUCAGUUUUCUGUUACUGCUGUCACUCAAACUGUGUUUUCUGUGUGUGCUACUCUUCAUUGGCCAACCACAGUUGUGGACGUGUCAGUUAAGACAUGCCAUGUUUGGCAUUAGCUUUGUUCUGUGCGUCUCCAGCAUCCUGGUCAAAACUAUGGUGGUAAUAGCUGUGUUCAAGUCAUCUCGGCCUGAGGGCAAAUCUGCAAUGAAAUGGUUUGGGGCAGCCCAACAGAGAGGUACAGUCUUAGUCUUAACUGCUGUCCAGGUGGUAAUAUGCGCAGUUUGGUUAUCAACUGCAUCUCCAACACCCCAUAAAAACACAGUCUAUAUCCGCUCUAAAAUAGUAUAUGAGUGUUCUAUUGGCUCAUUGGCUGGCUUCGCCAUUCUGCUAGGCUACAUUGGACUGCUGGCAGCAGUAAGCUUCCUAUUAGCUUUUCUAGCACGAAACCUCCCAGAUAAUUUUAAUGAAGCCAAAUUCAUUACCUUCAGUAUGUUGAUCUUCUGUGCUGUGUGGAUUACAUUUGUUCCAGCAUAUGUCAGCUCACCAGGAAAAUAUGCAGUGGCUGUUGAGAUUUUUGCUAUCCUGGCAUCCAGUUUUGGAUUGCUGGUGGCCAUAUUUGCCCCAAAGUGCUAUAUCAUUAUACUGCAUCCAGAGAGAAACACUAAAAAAGCCAUUAUGGGAAGACCAGAUGCAAAGAAAUAG